Periophthalmus magnuspinnatus is the source of this 3685-nucleotide messenger RNA. It is a transcript of the gene ppp3ccb, whose product is annotated as protein phosphatase 3, catalytic subunit, gamma isozyme, b. The record is from RefSeq and is a predicted model, not a curated record. Gene Ontology annotation, cellular component: cytoplasm; calcineurin complex. Gene Ontology annotation, biological process: calcineurin-mediated signaling. Gene Ontology annotation, molecular function: calmodulin-dependent protein phosphatase activity; calmodulin binding. The coding region runs from base 517 to 2061 and encodes 514 amino acids. The transcript has 14 exons. Lineage: Eukaryota; Metazoa; Chordata; Actinopteri; Gobiiformes; Gobiidae.
CAAACCCAUGAUCUGAGCCAUGUUGUAGGAAAUCCGCUUGCGGCGGAUUAUUGUAAUCCGUCAGGGGUCUGAACGACACAUCGGAUCACGACAUAAAGCAAAACCCGGCGGCCUGUGACAGAUGCACCUCGUCCAAGAGUAAAAGGAUAAACUUGAGUUAUGAUCUGACGCACUGCUCAGUACUUCUUGAAUCGGUCAUCCGCGCUCCUGGGACUGUUUCCUGGACCCGUUCACUUCUCCCUCGUCAAGUGACAGCGAUUUAGCAUCACUGCACAGUACUGCAGCGAGCACAGGGAACGCUUUAAUUUGUUAGUUAAAGAGAUUUCCCCUGUCCCUUCCCUCGUCAGUCUGAAGUGCAGCCUGAACGGCUCGUCUGUGGCACACUGCGGCGGGCGCUGCACAAACUCCGCUAGCUACCGCGGCUAGCGCACUCUAGCUAGCGCGGCUAGCUAGAAGGAAUUUAUCAAGUUUAGUUAGGAAUUCAGCUAAUUUACCACCAACUGUCCCGAGCAGAGAAUGUCGACGAAAGACCAAAACAAGCUCUCCACCACUGAACGACCCAUCAAAGCGGUGCCAUAUCCUCCUGGUAACCGCCUGACAGUCAAAGACCUGUACGUCGAUGGAAGGCCCAGCGUAGAAACGCUAAAGGCCCAUUUGGUGAAAGAAGGUCGACUGGAGGAGGAGGCAGCUCUGCGAAUCAUCAAUGAAGGAGCCAGCAUCCUGCGCCAGGAGAAGUGCAUGCUGGAAGUCGAAGCUCCCAUCACAGUGUGUGGAGAUGUCCAUGGACAGUUCUUUGACCUGAUGAAACUCUUUGAAGUGGGUGGCUCCCCCAGCACCACCCGGUACUUGUUUCUGGGAGACUACGUUGAUCGAGGGUACUUCAGUAUUGAGUGUGUGCUGUACCUGUGGGCCCUGAAGAUUAACCAUCCCAACACACUGUUCCUCCUCAGAGGCAACCACGAGUGCAGACAUCUCACAGAGUACUUCACCUUCAAACAGGAGUGUAAAAUAAAAUACUCAGAGUGUGUAUAUGAUGCAUGUAUGGAUGCAUUUGACUGCUUGCCUCUGGCUGCACUCCUCAACCAGCAGUUCCUUUGUGUGCAUGGAGGUCUGAGCCCUGAAAUCACCUGCCUAGGUGACAUACAAAAGCUGGACCGCUUUAAAGAACCACCCGCGUUUGGGCCCAUGUGUGACUUGCUCUGGUCUGAUCCCGGAGAGGACUAUGGCUCAGAAAAAACCCAGGAACAUUUUUGCCAUAACAGUGUCAGAGGCUGCUCCUAUUUCUACAGUUACCCAGCAGUAUGUGACUUCCUGAUGAACAAUAAUCUUUUGUCUGUAAUACGAGCACAUGAAGCGCAGGAUGCAGGGUAUCGAAUGUAUAGGAAAAGCCAAACAACAGGCUUCCCCUCUUUAAUUACCAUCUUUUCUGCUCCUAACUACCUGGAUGUAUACAAUAACAAAGCUGCGGUUCUCAAAUAUGAGAAUAAUGUCAUGAACAUAAGGCAGUUUAACUGUUCCCCUCAUCCAUACUGGCUGCCCAACUUUAUGGAUGUUUUCACCUGGUCUCUACCCUUUGUGGGGGAAAAGGUGACAGAGAUGCUGGUGAAUGUUCUGAAUAUCUGCUCGGAUGAUGAGCUCAUGUCAGAAGGAGACGACACGUGUGAGGGCGGUGCUCCAGCUGUGCGGAAGGAGGUGAUCAGAAAUAAGAUCAGGGCCAUUGGGAAGAUGGCUAGAGUCUUCUCUGUCCUCAGAGAGGAGAAUGAGAGCGUGUUGCAGCUCAAAGGGCUGACCCCCACCGGGACGCUGCCUCUGGGAGUUUUGUCUGGAGGUCGGCGGACUCUGCAGAGCGCCACCGUAGAGGCAGAGGAAGCACGAGCUAUUCAAGGCUUUAAGCCCCAGCACAAGAUCCAGAGCUUUGAAGAGGCCAGAGGUCUGGACCUGAUCAAUGAAAGGAUGCCUCCACGACGUGACGCAAAGCAAAACGAGGGUGCUCCAUCUCUUAACAACCUGCCGGCCACUGCUGGACUCCCAGACAAGAACGGCACCAAUGCACAGGCCUAAAACCUUUAGCCCUCCCCAAUCUAUCCCUUUGCUUCCCCUCUCUGCUUCUUCUCAAUCAUCCCUCCUUCCUACUUACUCUCCCCCUAUGCUUCCCAUCUCUAACAAGAACAGGACACACAAUGCAGAAACUUUUUGGUCCAAGUAAUUUUCACCCUGCUUAAUUUAUUUAAUCAUCUCUAGGAAGUUUAUCAUCAUAGAGACUGAACCAGGGCAAACACGCGGGUGGCCCACGCGGCUGGGUGAGGGCUAGUUGCUCCACUUCAUCUUGUGUUUUUGGGGACAACAUUAUUCAUCCUCUCUGUUGAGUGUUCUUAGUGAGGCAGAGAAGCGGGCUGUGUGCUUAUUCAAAUGUGCUUAUGCUGAGAUCAUGCCCACGUAAAAGAGCAGUGAAAGCACUUGAUUCAAAACGAGAGCAUCAAUUGAAACCUCCACUGCAUAAAACCAUCCUUUCUUAUGCCAAUGAUAGUGUGAAUGAGCUCUCAGGAGCAAGUAUUGACAUUUAUAUGUAUAUUUUAAUGAUUUCCUCUUUUCAAUGUGAUGUUUUUUACAACACAGAUUUAGGCAUAAUUAUUUACAGAAAGAAAAGGGACAAAAGAAGGAACAAAAUGGAAAAUGGGAAGUGUGAUCCAUGGAUUAUUCCUAAUAAAUAUUUAAUAAAGAAUAAAGAACGCUUCUGCACAAAAAAUAAAAUGUCCAACUGAAAACUUGCCCAUAAGUUAAAUAAAUCAGUCUUGUGGUUGGUGGCUUAUUGGAAGCCACAAAAACUAUUCAUGCUCAAGCUUGUUCUAAAAUAAUGUGAUAAUGCGGUUUAUGGACCUUUUCCAAGCAUUUCUAUUUCAUAUUUUUUCGCCAGGUAUUAUGGUCGCAUUGUAUUUCUCUUUUUCCGGUGGAAGAUCUGGAAAGGUGAUGCAUUGAAAUGCAAGCUUUUAAAUCUUAUGCUAGUGUAAUUUGGGCAAAAUAAACUGUUAAUCUUGUCUAAAAUGUAUGUACUCAUGAUGGCGUUCACUUUGAUGGGAAUAGCCCAAGGAGCUAGUGGGUUCAAGGCUUGAUUGUUUGCUGCCUUUUAAAAGUUCAGCUGCCUUAGUCAUGUUUCCAUGACAACAUACCUGACGUCACCUGUCCGUCCGACGAAGCUGCAUGAAGUUUGGGAACAGAGAGCUUGGUUUUGUAUCUGGGCAAUAGAUGCUUGCAUUUCACUCGUGGUGUUUCCAGAUCUGCAAAUCAAAUACACUCAUUUUGACAGUAAGAAAAGUUCAGAUGAUGCUUAAUUAGUCCUCCUGAAUCAGAGGCGUCUUUUGAGUGCUCUGAAAAUGAAAAUCUUGAGGUGCAUUUCAGGUGUUUGUAACUGGGGCCUGGAUAUACUCUUUAAGGUGUUGGGUGAUAAAGACUUGGGGAUUUGGGUGGGAGUGGCAAGUCCACUCUUUUUUUUCUGAAAAAAUAAAAAAAAUCAACAAAACAAAAAAAAAACAUAUCUCACAGAAUGUACAGUAAUGAAAUGAAUGAAAUUCUUUAAAGCUGUGUUUGGAGAGGAAAAGUUUUGUUUUUUGUUGAGAACAUGUAUGACAAGGCCUCCCAAGGCUUGUAGAUGUUUCACUCCAUUCAAAUAAAGAGGCGAUUUAGUGCG